UAUUUGACUCUUGUUUUUCUGUCACACCCCUUCAGAUCUGGUGUGAUGGAACCAGCCGAUUUCUCGUGGUGUUCCUCAGGAGAACCUCCACGCUCUCCUCCGUCCGUUCACGCACAGGAUGUGCAGACGCAGACCUGCGGAACCUCCACGUCACCCGGGAGAACCUCGGGCUCCGCUGGAUUGCUGACCCCAGUAAAGAAGGAGGAAUCUGAGGAUGAAGACUAUCAGUGUGAAGGAACGUCCAGCUCUGCAGGACACGCCCCCUGCCCGGACCAGAGGAACGGAGACUUCCUGAAGGUCAUCGUGAAGAACGAGGAACACGAGGCCGACGACUUCCUGUACUGUGAGGAGUGCGGCUCCUUCUUCAUCUCCGAGUGUGAGCUCCACGGUCCGGCUCUCUUCGUCCCCGACGCCCCGGUUCCUUUAGGGGUCACAGACCGGGCCAGACUGACCCUUCCGCCCGGACUUUGCGUUCAGACGUCCGACGUUCCUAACGCGGGUCUGGGGGUGUUUAAUAUCGGGCAGACGGUUCCGGUCGGGGCGCACUUCGGCCCCUACCAGGGAGAGCUGGUGGACAAAGAGGAGGCCAUGAGCAGUGGAUACUCCUGGGUGAUCUAUAAGUCCUGGCAGAGCGAGGAAUACAUCGAUGCCAAGCGAGAGAUGAGUUCCAACUGGAUGAGGUACGUGAACUGUGCUCGGAACGUGGACGAGCAGAAUCUGGUGGCGUUCCAGUAUCAGGGGGAGAUUUUCUACCGGUGCUGUCGACCCGUCCAGCUGGGACAGGAGCUCCUGCUGUGGUACGACGAGGAGUACGUCAAAGAUCUGGACGUCACCUUCGACAUUCUGUGGAACAAGAAGUGCUGCAUAGACGAGGAGAAGCGCUAUCAGUGCUCGGAGUGUGGGAAGUGCUUCACUCGCCGAAACAACCUCCAAAGGCACCAGCGCAUUCACACCGGAGAGAAGCCGUUUCAGUGCUCGGAAUGCGGGAAGAGCUUCUCUCACCAGAGCACGCUCCAGUCGCACCAGCGCCUUCACACGGGCGAGAGGCCGUACCAGUGCUCCGACUGCGACCUGAGCUUCGUCAACCGGAGCGACCUCCAGAAGCACCAGCGCAUUCACACCGGCGAGAAGCCGUACCACUGCUCGCUGUGCGGCAAGAGCUUCACUCGCCAGAGCCACCUCCGGCUGCACCUGCGCAUUCACACGGGCGAGAGGCCGUUCCGGUGCCCCGAGUGCGGGAAGGGCUUCACCCACCAGAGCACUCUCCACACGCACCAGCGCAUUCACACCGGAGAGAAGCUCUAUCAGUGCUCGGAGUGCGGCAAGAGCUUCGUCAACCGGGGAGACCUCCAAAAGCACCAGCGCGUUCACACCGGAGAGAAGCCGUACCACUGCGCGCACUGCGAGAAGACCUUCUCCACCCCCAGGAACCUCCAGCAGCACCUCCGCAUCCACACGGGCGAGAAGCCCUACCAGUGCACCGAGUGCUGGAAGAGCUUCACCAACCAGAGCAACCUCCAGCAGCACCUGCGCAUUCACACCGGCGAGAAGCCCUACCAGUGCUCGGACUGCGGCAAGAGCUUCACCAAGCAGAGCAACCUGCAGAUACACCAGCGCGUUCACACCGGCGAGAAGCCCUUCGAGUGCGCGCAGUGCGGCAAGAGCUUCACCCAGCAGAUCGCCCUCCAGCAGCACCGGCGCAUUCACACGGGAGAGAAGCCCUACCACUGCUCGCUGUGCGGGAAGAGCUUCACCAACCAGGGUCACCUGAAACGCCACCUCCGGAUCCACACCGGCGAGAAGCUGUACGAGUGCGCGCAGUGCGGCCAGAGGUUCGGCUACUCCACCACCUUCAAGACGCACAGGUGCGGCGAGCUAGCGGAGACGGCCCGCGAGACGCCCUCAGAUCAGCUAACGCUAACGUGAUCCUGAACCGGACGCAGCUAUCGACCUGACUUCGUUUUGAUUAGCUCACCUGACGUUCCAAUAGUUCCCAAGAGUCCGCCGUUAUAGCUAGGUCAGCCGUUAAUCCCCGACCUAGCGUUUCAGUAUUUUAGCCGUAGCUAACCUUUAGCAUCAGUAUUACAGGUCCGUUUUUAGCGAGCUAAGCUAACCCGCCGCUCGGUAUUGGAAUAGCUCUGUAGGAACCGACUUCGAAGCGGCUGUGUCCCAAAUGACACACCGUGGUACCAAGCGGUAUGCCUAAUUAGCGCACCUCCAAUGGUAUAGUUACACACGACGUAGCACGUGGCGCGCAGUUUGGGAUCCGACAGGUACGAAAUCUCCGGACAGGAGGGAAAAGUGAAGAACUGAAGCGAACGAUAAGCCUAAUUCUGCACUGUUCCUCUUCUCAGUGAAGCUGUGGGCGUGGCCUGAUUGAUUUCAACUCUGUUCAGGGCCGGAACGCCACCUAGAGGCAAAUCUCGUUAUAGGGACAGUGGCGGGUCUCGCGAGACCAACGGACCGCCCGCCGCGUCGCUUCUUUUAACGGGAUGAUUUGUAGUCGUUCUACUGUUCGACCGGCGUGGGACUGGUUCCGGAACUGGUUCCAGUUGCUAAUGUUGAACCGUUCGGCGCAUGUUCACCAAAAUUAAACAGGUUCCCAGCUGGACCCGAAGCACACGUGGGCGUGUCCGGUUGGAACGUUGUGUGUGUGUCGUGCAGCGCCCUCUUCUGGCGGCGCAUCCUCGGUCCCGAUAAAAACGUGUGCAACCGCGAGCACGGGCCGGUUCUCUGAACAGCACCGAGGUUCUAAGCAGCCCGACUGGAACCAGUCUGUGGAGAAGAGCUGCGUGUAGAACCGACGCUUCGAAAGUUUCUGGACGGCAGAAUUUUAAACAAUUCUUCGUGUUUUAUCGUUGGUUUGUUUUAUCCGUGUUUAUAAUCACGGCGCCUUAAAUCUCAUCACGUUAGACGGUAUUUUAUCGCUACAGCUGAUAAAUGUUUACGUUUUUUUAUCCGAUACACACUACGACGCUUCAGUAUUUAGAACAGCUGCCUGGUCCGAAACUUAGCGGUGCUGCCGGCCGGCCGGGCGUCCAGACAGACAUUACUAGCGCCACUACGUCUGAGAAGGGUGUGGCCGAAGCCCUGCGAUGGCUCGACGCCCUGUCCAGGGUGUUCCUGCCUUACACCCGGUGUUUGAACCUCCUGUGACCCUGUCUGAGAUGAACGCUGAUGGAAGCUAAACGCUGAUGGACGGUCAUUGUUUGCUUCCAGACCUCCGCCGACCCCCCCCGAUCGUCCUGCGGCGGGCGUGUCCCACCUUCGGCCGGUCUCUCUCCACGUCUGACCUUUUUCAGGUCUGGUUUUGAGAUUUGAAGGAGAAGAGGUUCUAGCAGCCAGGGGGCGGUGUCUUUGAGACGUAUCCUGUUCUUUGGAGAUCAUUAGCAGUUCGAGGGUCUCCAGGGAGACUCGUAUUCCACUCAGAAGGCUUCACCCGAAUACACAAGACCCGUCACCAUGAUGAGGUCACGGUACGUUUCCUGCUUUAUAACAGUGUUGCAUUACAACGUGAGAGUCGUUAACAAGCUAAAUUUGCGCUUGAAUUUCAUCUGUUGGCUGGAACAAUGCAGUCAGCGUUUAUUAGGGACUUUUGCGCCGUGACUCAGCUAGCAACUAGCACAGAGGAGCCUUGAAAAACCUCCGCGUGCAGUCGUGAGUCAGUGCGGGCGCCCGGCCGGCCGAUAGCACAGCUGAGAUUGGAGCUCCAGAUCUCAACACUGACCUCACGCUCAUGUAUUCUGAUGUUAUGCCAUGAACAGCAAAACAUGUGGGAGUAAAUUAGCGAACGGCAGCGGAUUCGUACUCAGAGCCCUGACGCUAGCCACGCUAAUGAGAACAAAUCACAGUAAAGUGCAGUAUUUAUUAUAGUGAAUGUUUUAUUUUAUUAGUGUUAGUGGUUUUAAUCAGUAUUUAUAAUCUUCCUGCCUUAAACCGUCACAUUAAUCAUCGAUGCUUGUUGCACAUAAUACAAAUACACCUGUUAGAGUUUUACCUGUACCCCUGUACCCCUGUACCCUCUACCGAUUUAGAUAUACUCAUUUCUAAGGGUGCAUUCACAUGAGAAGUGACAAAACCGCUUUUGUGCUGCUGUGUCGUUGUUUUCUUUGGAGUGAGGCACUUUAUGCAUUUUCUUCCUUUUUAGCGCGUCCAAUUGCCCGAUUGCGUCACGCUUCCUCUCCACCAAUGCCGAUCCCCGCUCUGAUUGAGGAGAACGAAGCUAACCCACGCCCCCUCCGACACGUGGGCAGCAGCCGUAUGCAUCUCAUCACCUACACUUUGACGAGUGCAGUGCAGCUCAGCGUUGUGUACGGAGAGACGCACCCUGACAGCACUCUCUUCUCAUCUCUGUGCAGGCGCCACCAAUCAGAGAGAGAGAGCCGGCUUAGUCCCGCCCAUAUCUGAACAACAGGCCGAUCGUUGUUCAUGUGGCCGCUCAGCCUUAGCCGGCAGACAGAGCCGAGAUUCAAUAUGAUGUAUUCCAGAUCCAGCUCUGGUUCCAGCGCGUGUUUUUACCGCUGCGCCACCUGAGCGGCCUGCUGACCUUUUCAAAGCUCCUCCAAUGAGACGAACUGUUUGAUACGAGGCGGUAAAAGCGACUCAGGCCGUACGAACAAAACUUAGCGUGACUUAUUGUAGUAAAACAGCGAGUGAGGAAUGUGAUUAGUGGAGGAACUUAUGAGCAGUAAUAAUGAAGAGAAGUUUAGUGCUCCUGUCUCCUUCUUUUACUACAUUAAACCACGUUAAGCUUUAUUUUCAACCAGAAGCGUUUUAGACUCUGGGAGAAGCUGAUUCUGAUUCUCAGCGUUUCUCAGAAGCUGGAGCUGCAACACAAGUUUAAAAGUGAAACAGGGAGGAGAAUCCAGAUAAACACAGAUACAUGUGGAGCUGUAACCUUGGAUCUGACGCUUAUUCCACACUGAUGCAGAUUCAGAUCAGAUUCACACGCUGAUGAGGGUUUACUGAUCAAACCGAGCGCUGAACAAAGGCUCGUGGUUUUGCCGCUUCUUAUGUGAAGGCGCCCUAAGCGUGCACAACGCUGACUGUAACACGUCGUCCGUUCUCUGAACUUGUAGCACGAGCUACAUUAUUAUUUUCAACACACUACAGUGGUCAUGUGACCUAGGACUCCACUCGCCUACAGGAUGCUUGAGCGACAUCUCAGACCUCCAUGGCAGAUCAUCAGACUUUAAUUUGGGUGCUGCGAGGACUGAAGAGCUGUAAAACGUGAUGGUGCUGUAACACCGUCUCAGACUUUCGGAACAGCGGUACGGCUGUGUGGAUGUAAAUACCGCCAUCGUAUGGUAGCAUGAAUGUGUGGAGGUGACUGAAGUGAGUGGAGAUCAUAUUUAAAUACACUAAAGUGCACAUUCUGUGGGGGUCUGGGGUGUGUGUGUGUGUGUGUUAUUUACAUUCUGUGGUCUGAUGUUAUUGUAAUGAUUUAUAAUACACGGUGUUCUCAUG
Trichomycterus rosablanca is the source of this 5466-nucleotide messenger RNA. Its product is annotated as zinc finger protein ZFP2-like. The transcript is spliced from 7 exons. The record is from RefSeq and is a predicted model, not a curated record. NCBI's taxonomy places the organism in Eukaryota, Metazoa, Chordata, Actinopteri, Siluriformes, Trichomycteridae. Gene Ontology annotation, molecular function: DNA-binding transcription factor activity, RNA polymerase II-specific; RNA polymerase II cis-regulatory region sequence-specific DNA binding; histone methyltransferase activity. The coding region runs from base 46 to 1926 and encodes 626 amino acids. Gene Ontology annotation, biological process: regulation of DNA-templated transcription.